AUGCUUCACAUUGCAUUUGAUUCGUAUUAUCAUUCGUGUUUUUCAAUAUCAUUUAGUAAUCCUCCUGAACCUAUCUAUCAUGUUCGUUAUUUAAGUGAAAUUACAAAUUCACCACUUGACGGUAAUAUAGUAAAUACGAAGAAGAAAACGAAAAAGAAUAUUUCCGGACGUUAUUUGAAAGGAACACAUGGUCGACAUGUGACAAUCGAUCUUCCUAUUAAUUUACCUGAUUCCAAUGAAUUUUUCAUUCGUGUUACUCGUCUUACAGUUCCUUAUCAAAAUCUUUCAUUUAUUCAUCCAUAUCCACUUCUAUAUUCACCUCCAAAGAAAAAAACACAUGCUGAUGUUAUAAUAAAACCACCAUCAAUCUAUUACAAAUUGAAUAAAGAAGAAAUUUGUUCGCAUUCAAAACAAUUUCCUAAUAUCAUUCUUACACGUCUCAAACAAUGUAACCUUAAAGUUAUGAAUAAUUUAGAUUUAUUUGAUAACUAUGGUAUUGUAUAUCCAUUCAUUGGUAAUAAUGCUAAAAAUAAGAUUGCUAAUUAUCAAUUAAAAAAAUCUCAACUUGAUUUUCGUUUGGUAUUUCGAUGUCAUCAAACCGAUGAAUUUAUUGAUUUAAAUGUUUCAUGUCGAUCAGAUGAAUUACUAGAAGAAGAAGGAACGGAAUGUAAAAAAUUACUAAUAUCAUCAUCUUUAUAA
Messenger RNA from Adineta steineri, 699 nucleotides. The record is from the annotation of a GenBank genome assembly. Lineage: Eukaryota; Metazoa; Rotifera; Eurotatoria; Adinetida; Adinetidae.